Ilex paraguariensis (yerba mate) is the source of this 699-nucleotide messenger RNA. NCBI's taxonomy places the organism in Eukaryota, Viridiplantae, Streptophyta, Magnoliopsida, Aquifoliales, Aquifoliaceae. The record is from the annotation of a GenBank genome assembly.
AUGGCGGCAAAAAGCAGACGGAUUUAUAGGUCAUCAAGCGGUGGAGAUUUUCUCAACACCUCCGUACGGCCGAUCGAGUCUCCGGUUCCGGUAGCUAUGUGGCCGGCGAAGAGGCGACCCAUUGAUUCUGAAUUAGAUGCAAAAAAAGGCAGUUCCACAACAGGAAAAGGCAUGAAUAUUGAGAAGUUGAGUGAGCCAGUUACUGUGGCAAAACAACCUCCGCGAAAGAGUAUUUUUACUUUGGAGUCGUCACCUGUCGUGAAGGAGAAGAACAACGAUGAAGAUGAUGACGAUGAUGUCGAGAAAGGGCAUCAACAACAUGGGGCAUUCUUUGAGGUCUGUGCCUUGUGCAAGAAAAAAACUGAAGAGGACGUGUACAUGUACGAUUAUCUACAAGCAUUUUGCUCACCCGAAUGCCGCGACAAACAAAUUGCUGUGAAUGAGAAAUUGAGGCCUCCUUCUUCAGAAUCAAGAGCAACAACAACUAAAUCAGUGGCAAGCUCAGUUAAACCAGGAUUUGGCACUNUAAGUAAUUUCGUUAUCUACAAGCAUUUUGCUCACCCGAAUGCCGCGACAAACAAAUUGAGGCCUCCUUCUUCAGAACCAAGAGCAACAACAACUAAAUCAGUGGCAAGCUCAGUUAAACCAGGAUUUGGCACUCAAUUGGAAAAAAGGACUGAAAUUUCCAAGUUUAAGUAG